Aegilops tauschii subsp. strangulata is the source of this 836-nucleotide messenger RNA. Its product is annotated as ubiquitin-ribosomal protein eL40 fusion protein. NCBI's taxonomy places the organism in Eukaryota, Viridiplantae, Streptophyta, Magnoliopsida, Poales, Poaceae. The record is from RefSeq and is a predicted model, not a curated record. Gene Ontology annotation, biological process: translation. Gene Ontology annotation, cellular component: ribosome. Gene Ontology annotation, molecular function: structural constituent of ribosome; protein binding.
UUUCCUCCUCCCACCCACUCGGCCGCUCCCUAUAUAAACACACCCACGUCCGCGGCGCUUCCAUCCUCACCAGUCCACCACCAUCCGGCGAGAGAGGAGAGCAAAGGCGAGAGCGAGCAGCCUCCAACCGGCGGCAAGGAUGCAGAUCUUCGUGAAGACGCCGACGGGGAAGACCAUCACGGUGGAGGUGGAGAGCGGCGGCGCCGUCGACAGCCUCAAGGCCAAGAUCCACGAGAAGGAAGGUAUCCAGCCGGACCAGCAGCGCCUCAUCUUCGCGGGGAAGCAGCUCGGCGACGGCCGCACCCUGGCCGACUACAACGUCAAGAAGGAGUCCACGCUUCACCUCGUGCUGGGCCUCGCCGGCGGGGACAAGGGCUCCUGCUACCCGCCCAAGAUGGAGCCUAACCUGCUCGCGCUCGCGCUCAAGUACAGGCAGCACAGGCUUGUGUGCCGCAAGUGCUAUGCACGCCUGCCCCUCAGGUCUGCCAACUGCCGCAAGAAGAAGUGCGGCCACAGCAAUGAGAUCAGGCCCAAGGAGAAGCUGCGCUACCACUGAAGCAUUGGAAACUUGACCCUGGGAGACAUGCCAUAGCUGGAUUAACUGGGAGUUCAAAGUUUGGUUGGAGUCUUAUUAGUUUCUUGGAUAUGAAGUUUCAUCCUAGUUAAAUGUUGCUUCUGUAAUCUAGAACCCUGAAAGAUGCUGCUAGUACGUUGCUCUUGUAUUAGUUUCUGCCCUGGCACUGUGCAAUCUGCUCUUGCAUGAAUUAAUGGUGAAAUAAAGUAUUCGAGGUCUACUUGCAUGAAUGAUCAAGUCAAGUAGUGCUCUUGCUUUCCUA